Messenger RNA from Lolium perenne, 753 nucleotides. Lineage: Eukaryota; Viridiplantae; Streptophyta; Magnoliopsida; Poales; Poaceae. The record is from RefSeq and is a predicted model, not a curated record.
AUGGACAUCGACGACGAGAUGAUGGUGCAGCUGUUCACGGAGGAGCAGAACACUCAGCCAGGCAAGAGGAGGAACAUCAACCGGCAUCGUGAAGCCGGCGCAAUGUUGCUUGACGCCGACUACUUCAAUGACAACGCGACUCAUUCACCGAAGGAAUUUUGGCGCCGGUUUAAGAUGAACAAGGACCUGUUCUUGAAGAUUGUCCACGACGUCAGGGAGUACGACACGUACUUCAUGGCCAAGAAAUAUUGCACAGGUUUGUGGGGCUUCACCUCAAUUCAGAAGUGCACUUCUUCAACGCGCUGUCUUGCAUACGGAGCUCCUCCAGAUACAGCCAAUGACUACCUACGGAUGGCAGAGUCGACAUGCACAAAGACUCUCUACAGGUUCUGCCGAGCCAUCAUAGCGGUGUUUGGUAAAGACUAUUUGAGAGCACCAAGAGCAGAUGAUACAGCUCGGAUCCUGCAGAAGAAUGCAGCAAGAGGGUUUUCUGGGAUGCUCGGAAGCAUUGACUGUAUGCAUUGGGGCUGGAAGAAUUACCCUUUUGCUUGGUACCCUGCUCUCACUUGGUCUGAGGCACAAAUGUGGGAGUUGAUGAACGCCUGUGUGAUCAUCCAGAACAUGAUCAUUGAGAGCGAGCGCGAUGCACCUGUGAAGGAUGAUCAUCCAUUUGAUUAUCAAGGGCCACUAGCUGAGGUAGAGCAUGUGCCCCAAGAUAUUGCUGCUUUUCUUCAUAUGCACAAUGAAAUUUGA